Messenger RNA from Girardinichthys multiradiatus, 2523 nucleotides. RefSeq names its product protein tweety homolog 2-like. Gene Ontology annotation, cellular component: plasma membrane. The record is from RefSeq and is a predicted model, not a curated record. Gene Ontology annotation, molecular function: intracellularly calcium-gated chloride channel activity; volume-sensitive chloride channel activity. The coding region runs from base 288 to 1883 and encodes 531 amino acids. The transcript has 15 exons. NCBI's taxonomy places the organism in Eukaryota, Metazoa, Chordata, Actinopteri, Cyprinodontiformes, Goodeidae.
AGUUUAAAGAAAUAAGCAGAACAGGAAGUUGUCUUUUCAAUCGCUUUAAAUUUGCAAAUUUGUUAAUAAUGUUCCCCUUUUCUUCAUUUUUUGUCAGCGCAGGAUGUUGGCCGGCCCGUUUUGUCUUUUUAACCAGUGGAGUAAACACGCCUUGCCCACAGGACUCAAGUUACGCCUACAGACAAGGAGGCAGGUUCACACAGUCCACGAUCUCGGGAUGAACACCUGAGUAUCUUAGAGAGAGAAACUUGUCUGAGAGCUUUGUUGGAUUGACUCUUCAAGCAGUAAUGGCCACUGCCCGGCUUGAUUAUGUGGCUCCGUGGUGGACAUACUGGCUGCACAAUUUCCCUCACUUCAAUUUUCUUUUCCAGCCGGUCGACAACACUUUUAGACCGGAGGAGGCGAGCUAUCAGCAGUCUCUGAUAUGUCUGGCUUGUGCUGUCGGUCUUGGUCUGAGCCUCCUUGCUCUGGCCGUGUACUUUGUGUGCUUAUGCUGCUGCAGACGGAGCCUGGAUGAAGAAACCAAAUGGCCUGAUACCUGUUGUGUCACUUGGGUCGCAGUUAUUACAUGUCUCAUAAUAUGUUCUGCUGUAGGAGUGGGUUUCUAUGGGAACAGCGAGACCAAUGAUGGGAUCUACCAGCUGACCUACUCUCUCUACAACGUCAAUCACACUCUGGAUGGUAUCAACAGUCGGGUUGCAGGAGCUCGAAGCAAUGUGGAAGCUGGACUUAAACAGCAUCUAGAAAGGCUGGAUGAGAUCUUUGCCACAAGGACUGAGUACCUCCAAGCUUUGCGCUUUCUGCAGCUUAUGGUCAACAACAUCAUCCGUGAGCUGACGGCUCUGCCAGAUAUCAGCAAAACCAAGAUUGACUUGGCAGCCUUUGCAGACCAGACUGCUUUCAUUGAGUAUUACAGAUGGCUGACUUAUCUGCUGCUGCUGAUCCUUGAUCUGGUCAUCUGCUUGGUCAUGUGCUUGGGGAUAGCUAAGCAUUCUCAAUGUCUGCUGAUCACAAUCAUUGGUUUUGUGGUACUAUCCUUGAUUCUAAGCUGGGCUUCACUAGGAACUGGCACUGCGACAGCUGUGGGCACAAGCGACUUCUGUGUGUCUCCAAAUAAAUUCAUUGUUAACCAAACUAAGGAUUUCCUCACUGCAGAUGUUGCACACUAUUAUUUGUUCUGCAGUCCAAAUCUACAAAACCCCUUCCAGCAGUCACUAACAGUCUGCCAGCGCUCUCUUACCACUAUGCAAAUCCAGAUCCAGGGCCUGCUGCAGUUCUCCCUGCCCAUUUUUCCCACGGCUCAGAGAGACCUUUUAGGGAUCCAGCGGCUGUUAAACUCCACAGAGUUCAAUGUUCACCAGCUAACAGCUUUGCUUGACUGCCGCGGGAUACAUAAGGACUACCUGGAUGCCUUAAUGGGUGUGUGCUAUGAUGGAGUGGAGGGGCUCCUCUACCUCUCUUUGUUUUCUCUUCUGGCUGCCUGCGCGCUCUCUGCAAUGCUGUGUGUAAUUUUCCGACUGUGGACAUUAAUGGGCAGCAGGGAGAAAGAGUACAAUGACAUCGAUGAGGAAGACCCGUUCAACCCUCAAGCACGCCGGCUGUCGUUUAAUCCCAGAAGGUCCAACACGCACAGUUUCUGCAGCUACAUGAGCAGCCUUGGCAGCCAGACUAGCCUUCAUCCACCUCCUCAAUCUUCUUCUAAUUCCACAAUACAACCUCCUGAAUAUAUGAAUCAGUCCAUGCUGUUUGGAGGAACCCCUCGAUAUGAAAAUGUGCCACUUAUAAGGGGAGGAUCGCCACCUCCUUUGUAUUCACCCAGUAUGAGGACAACAUACCUGUCCAUGACUGAAGCCCAGAACAGACACUUGAGAACUGAUUUCUAGGUGUAAGCUGAUGCCUCCCAAACCCUCCUUCCUGCAUCAAUCUAAGCAAAUGAGCUCCUGCUGAGAAAGCUGUCUUCAUGACAUAAUCCUAUUUACGGGAACAACUGACUUUUGUCCGAUCUCAAGCAUGAAAGCAGGCCAUAUGAGACAGAUACUUCAGUUAGACUGCAGUACACUGCUUGAAGAGGCCUUUUGAACAGUGAUUGCUUUUAUGUAAAUCCUACAACUGAAAUUGAAACAUUUCUGUCAGUCAGAUUCAGAAUUUUUAAAUGAAAUAAUCCAGCAAUGUCUUUUUUAAAUGUCAUGUGAAAAGCUUGAACAAUCAUGAAGGAGUAUUUUGGUUUUGAUGGUAAAUGAGCAGUAGAACUGACUACACUGGGAAAUACUAUGUAUGAUUGACAGCAGUGUGGUAAUGUUUUGACCUUUUAGUGACCUAAAAUGGUGCAAUGUUACACAAAACAUUAACUUUUCUAACUAUUACCUGCAUAUGUAAUGGAAACUGUACCAUAUCUUGUAAUUUUGUUUAAAUGAGCCAAAGAUGUCUUUAAUCGAAAAGUCCAAUUGACACACCAGAGGGGUUUUAUGUAACAAAUGAGGAUGUAGAUGCAUGUGUGAAAUAAAAUUGACAUUUAAAUCCUAA